Molecule: messenger RNA, 654 nt
Organism: Durusdinium trenchii
Lineage: Eukaryota; Dinophyceae; Suessiales; Symbiodiniaceae
Source: the annotation of a GenBank genome assembly
AUGGUGCGAUUAGAGCUCGGCGCAGCGGUGCCCGAGGCGCGCGAGGCAGCGGACGACGUCCUGGAGCGACCUCCGGAGACGGAGGUCCACGAGGAGUGUGCCAUUUGCUUCGAGCCUGGCACCUUCGUAGACCUUCCCUGCUCGUGUGCCAUCAAAUAUUGCACCAGCUGUUGGGAUCGAGCCUUAGCAACCUCCGUGACCGUCCGCGGCCGGGCGCAGUGCCCCUCCUGCCGAUCGGCCUUCAAGGUGGACUUCGACACCGAGAGUAGCAGCCUGGUUUUCUCCAAAGAUCCUCAAGGCACCGCCGCCUGUGAUUGGAGAAGCCAACUUUAUGAAAAGGUUCGACACGUGCAGAUUCGACUUCUUCAGGGCUAUGGCAACGCCACCACGGCGCAGUCGUCAUCUCCCAGUUGCGGACGGUGGGAUGCGAUUCCCCAUUGCGUCUGCGGUGCCGAGCUGGAGCACAUCAGCAGCCGCUCCCGGAUUCUGCGGUUCUUGGAGGACAUGGACUCCUCUUGGCGCCACCGCAUCGCCGACAACAUGGUCGAGCGGCUCCUGGAUAGCUCUUUGGUCACUUGCGACCUGUGCGACAAAGUAGCUAUUCGACGCUUGGCAUGGGGAGAUCGCUCGCGGCAACAGUCCCGAAGCGGCUAG